Messenger RNA from Didymodactylos carnosus, 3066 nucleotides. The record is from the annotation of a GenBank genome assembly. Lineage: Eukaryota; Metazoa; Rotifera; Eurotatoria; Philodinida; Philodinidae.
AUGGAGGUUCCUUAUUUGUCAGGUGUCAGUCGAACGGUACAUGGACACCUAUGCCCAUCUGUGUAUGUCGGUUCAAAUUUAAUUUUUUCAUGUGAAGAAGGUUUUCAGCUCACGAAUGGUAAAGAAUCUCUGGUAGUUGAAUGUCUGGCGACCGGACAAUGGUCAGAAAUGCCAAAAUGUGAACGCAUUUUCUAUACAACACCGAUGGUUCGAUGUAGUUAUCCUCCAUAUAUUACAAAUGGAUUCCUUACAUCAUACAACGUUACAAUUUGGCAAGAUCAAACUUAUACCGGUUCAGUAACAUAUGAAUGUGAUUAUGGUUAUAAAAUAUCAACCAUAGAUCUCGUGACAGAGUGUAUUAAUGGCAUUUGGCAAAAUAUUCCUAAAUGUCACGUCUCAUUGCAAUAUAUACGAGAUCCACAAGAAUUUGUCGUCGAUUCGUAUGUACUUCGGUUUUGUAAUCCAAAUUAUGUUCAUGUUCUCUCAGGUCCAUCCUUAACAAUUAAAUGCCGAAAAGAUGGAACAUGGUCUGGCAUACCUUUAUGCGAAUCUUUAGAAAUAACAUCGACAAUAACUACCAUGCUUUCGACAUUGAUUUCUACUUCUCACACUGUUUCGCCAAUCACAACUACUCCAGUGGCAUUAUUUUCGGUCACUCAUUUAAAUAUGACCACGUCAGAAUUGCCUAUGACCAUUCCAGAAGUUAAUAAUUCUGCAGUAAUUCAGGCUGUAGAACUCACAUCAACUAUAAAUUCUGCAUUAGUACAAACAUCUACUACUAUGUCAUCAACCUUUCCUCCAGAGUCAUCGGUGAAAAAUUGGGAUUCUAAUGAAAACCUAUUAUCGACACGACUGAUCAAUAUUAUUCAAGAAGACACUAUUAUCAACAUUAAUACAACGUCAGAGCUGCCUAUGACCACUCCAGAAGCGAAUAGUCCUAUAGCGAUUCCGGCUAUAGAACUCUCAUCAACUAUAAAUUCUUCAUUAGCACAAACAUCUACUACAACAUCAACCUUUCCUCCUGAGUCAUCGAUGAAAAAUUGGGAUUCUAAUGAAAACCUAUUAUCGACACGACUGAUCAAUAUUAUUCAAGAAAACACUGUUAUGAACAUUAAUACCACGUCAGAACUACCUAUGAUUACUCCAGAAAUGACCACUCUCGAAAUUAUCACUCCAGAAAUUACCGCUCUAGAACCUAAUAAUCCUACAGUAAUUCAGGCUGUAGAACUCUCAUCAACUAUAAAUUCUUCAUUAGCACAAACAUCUACUACAACAUCAACCUUUCCUCCUGAGUCGUCGGCGAAAAAUUGGGAUUCUAGUGAAAACCUAUUAUCGACACGACUGAUCAAUAUUAUUCAAGAAAACACUGUUAUGAACAUUAAUACCACGUCAGAACUACCUACGAUUACUCCAGAAAUUACCUCCCUAGAACCUAAUAAUCCUACAGUAAUUCAGGCUGUAGAACUCUCAUCAACUAUAAAUUCUGCAUUAGUACAAACAUCUACUACUAUGUCAUCAACCUUUCCUCUAGAGUCAUCGGUGAAAAAUUGGGAUUCUAAUGAAAACCUAUUAUCGACACGACUGAUCAAUAUUAUUCAAGAAGACACUAUUAUCAAUAUUAAUACAACGUCAGAACUGCCUGUGACCACUCCAGAAAUGACCAUUCCAGAAGCUAAUAAUCCUACAGCAAUUCCGGCUGUAGAACUCUCAUUAACUAUAAAUUCUUCAUUAGUACAAACAUCUACUACAACAUCAACCUUUCUUCCCCAGUCAUCAGCGGAAAAUUGGAAUUCUAGUGAAAACCUAUUAUCAUCGACACGGGUGAUCAAUAUUAUUCAAGAAGAUACUAUUAUCAACAUUAAUACAACGUCAGAACUGUCUGUGACUACUCCAAAAAUGACCAUUCCAGAAGCUAGUAAUCUUACAGUAAUUCCGGCUGUAGAACUCUCAUCAACUAUAAAUUCUUCAUUAGUACAAACAUCUACUACAACAUCAAUCUUUCUUUCUCAGUCAUCAGCGAAAAAUUGGGAUUCUAGUGAAAACCUAUUAUCAUCGACACGGCUUAUCAAUACCGUUCAAAACGACACUGUUAUCAGUGUUAAUAGUAAUCCAUCACCGCCUAAUGAUUAUUUUACAACGGAUAGUAAUGAUCAAACAAACAACAUAACGAUGGUCAAUGAUCAUGUUAUGUGUAAAAAAACUGAUCUACCUAAUGUACCAAAUACAAGAAUUUCAUUUAAUAACAAUCAGGACGAUCGGUUUUCUAUUGGAAGCUUUUUAUUUUAUGAAUGUACUUCUGGUUUGGAAUCGGUCGUUAAUAGAACACAAUCAUUCAUUACAUAUUGUUUACCGGAUGGUAGCUGGAGUAAAACAAAUUUGAAUUUAUCGAUGUGCAGAGAUGAAAACAAUACAGACAAAAUUACAGAUAUGAUUAUAGAUAAUGUCGAUACGUCUCCUGUAACAUCAACAAACAUGUCUAUUAACAAUGGUACAAGUUCGCUAAUUGAAGUGUUAACGACAAUGCUUUCCAAUUCCCCUAGACGCCAGAUCCUAAAGCCACGUUGUGCAUUACCACCACCUAUUGAUCAUGACACUACAAUGAUCGUAGCAUCCAAUAUCAAAGUAUUUAAUACUUCUACGAAUGAAGCCAUUCCCGGAUCAUUUAUCGAAUUGAAUUGUCUAGCUAAUGCUAGUGUAUGGAAUUCGAGCUCUGGUUCAUUGAAUAUGACUUGUCUUGACACUGGAAAAUGGACUCCAAAAUCAGUCUGCUAUGGACCGAUGAAAAUCGAAUGUUUAAAUGGUAGAUGGGGCCCACGACCCCGAUGUAAACCUGCCGGAUGCCUGAACUCUACUGCUGAUACCAUACCGAAUGGGUAUAAAAGUGCUGAAUCCUAUUUCGUUUAUAAUGGUCAACAUUAUUAUCUACUUUCUCGAUAUGUUUGUUAUAAUGACUCUGUUAUGACUAAUUCGAGCAAUGGCGUUGCAGACCUUAAAUGUCACGAAAAUAAAUGGCCUGAACUUCCAGUAUGUCAUUUGAAAGUCGAAGAAACAACAACUGUCGAGUAG